This is a messenger RNA of Cylas formicarius (sweet potato weevil), 1352 nucleotides long. RefSeq names its product phenoloxidase-activating factor 1-like. The record is from RefSeq and is a predicted model, not a curated record. NCBI's taxonomy places the organism in Eukaryota, Metazoa, Arthropoda, Insecta, Coleoptera, Brentidae. The transcript has 6 exons. The coding region runs from base 132 to 1289 and encodes 385 amino acids. Gene Ontology annotation, biological process: proteolysis. Gene Ontology annotation, molecular function: serine-type endopeptidase activity.
CAGCAUGGAAAUACCAGUCUAUCGGUAUACCCACGACUGUGUACGCUGCGAAAUGAAAAAUAUUUAAAACCUGAUCUUGGGCUUAUCGAGUAAAAAGGAUCUUCGGGGCCUGGUUUUUAGUUUGUUUUAAUAUGUGGUCGGCGUUCGUUGUGCUGGUAGCUUGUUCUGUGACGGUACGGGAAGUGACCGCACAGAGUGGGAGGUGGUGUAAAACACCAAAUGGUGAAACUGCUCGUUGCGUUUCCAUCUACCAAUGCUCCCAGUUUCUCCAAAUUUUGAAGAACAGAAGUUCGGACCAAGAGAGGUUCCUCCGACAGUCUCAGUGCGGUUACGAAGUGGACCCACUGGUCUGUUGCGGGACGGAAGUUAAUUUUAGGAGUCGAGAGCCCAGCGACAACGGUAACCAGGGUAAUAACGGCAACAAUGGAAAUCAACCGAUUGACAACAACUUUACUCCCAACAGUCUUAUCCCUGAUAGGUCCAUGUGUGGGUUCCAGCUCGCCGAUAAGAUUUUCGGAGGUGAAAACACGGCCUUGGAUGAGUUUCCGUGGAUGGCGCUUUUAGAGUACCGAAAUUCAGCUGGGGUUAGGAAAUUUUCCUGCGGCGGUUCCCUGAUUACGCCACGUUAUAUCCUGACGGCCGCGCAUUGCGUCACCGGUAGAAUUUUACAAGUUGUUGGACGAUUAACAACAGCGAGAUUGGGAGAAUGGGACACAAAUACUGGUAGAGACUGCAUCAACGGAAACAGGUUCAGCAUUUGUAACGAGGAGCCCAUAGACGUUGGUGUCGAAUCUUCGGUAGCCCAUCCCAACUACGUGGAUAGCAGUGCUGAUCGCUUCCACGACAUAGCUUUAGUUAGGUUAAAUAGACAGGUGACUUUUACAGAUUUUAUACGACCCAUUUGCUUGCCCGGCCUCAACGAGGAAUCCAGUGUUGGAGAGAAAUUGAUAGUGUCCGGGUGGGGUAGAACUGAAAGGGGAACCAACAGUUCUGUCAAAUUAAAACUCGUAGUUCCUCUGGCAGAUAGGGGCCAGUGCGCCGUCACCUUCAGGACUGCUGGGGUUAAGGUUGGGAACGGACAGAUUUGCGCUGGGGGUGAAGCGGGAAAAGAUUCCUGCACAGGUGACAGUGGUGGUCCACUGAUGACGACAACUCGAAACGACAGCUCCCAAUGGUACAUAGAAGGCUUAGUUUCGUACGGAACUAGAUGUGGGACCGGUGGUUGGCCAGGUGUAUAUACCAGGGUGAACCAAUACCUGGGUUGGAUUCACAACACCAUUAAACCUUAGAAAAAGUUCAUGUGAUCUUAAAUAUUAUUUAUACAAAAAUUAUUAAUAUAAGUUUUAUAAGAA